UAGAAUUCCCACCGCGCCGCUCGCCUCAACGACAAUCUCGAUGGCACUUUUACCGAUCUCGGCCCUUAUGCUGAUCCCACCGCGGGCAAUGGAAGGCAUUCAGGUGGUUUUCCCAAGCCUCCCGUGAUCGUUUCCAAGCAAGCGAUGAGCGUCGCAGAUUCACCAAUGGUCGAGCCUGGCUUACCCAACAAGCAGCCGACUCGGGUGGUGCAGACGGUGCCGCAAAGGGGGGGCCCACGCCACCGGCCAUCGGCGGUAGCCCUGGCAGCCCGCGAAGAGAGCCAAUCUCCAGAUCCCGACCAUGAUCCUGCUGCCGAUGGUCAAGAGCCGUCGUCCGGGACCGGCACGCUCGGAAUCUUGGACAUGGCAAACCCUGAUCGGCCGUAUAACAUGUGGGGCGAUGGCGAUGACCUCUUCUUAGCCUACGGCGCUCUCAUUCCAGAAGGAUACAAGCACGACGAGACCGUGCCAGGGCGGCCAUGGAUCUGUCCUGUCCGGACAUGCCGUCGCUUGUUUUUGUCAUUGCACGAUCUCGGGAAUCACUUCAAAAGACACCAUCGCGGCCUCCGACUCAAUGACAAUCUCGAUGGGACCUUUUCUGUCAUCGGAACACGGGACGGCUCCGCGCCUGCCGUGGUUGUUUCGCAGGAUCCUACGAAUACCCAAGAAAUCGUCGCACCGACCCGCCCAAUCUACCCACGUGGUGCCAGACAAAUAAUCUGGGUCAAGGCAGUCGAGGAUGGUCCGUCUGAUGAUGCUCUCGCUCGGACGACCCCUCAUAACGACGCUGGCCUUGUUCUGGCAUCAGAUGGCCGACCGUACGACAAAUGGUGGGAUGAAGGAGGGGGACUAGUUAGCAUGGUAGGAUCUUUGAUUCCGGAAGGGUAUGAGUUGGACGACACCUUUCCCGGCCGCCCUUGGGUCUGCCCCGUCAGGUCUUGCAGAAUCGCUUGCAGAUCCCGAAAAUAUCUUGGGUUCCAUUUUUUGGCAAUUCAUCGAUCGAGCGACUUGAACGACAACUGCGACGGAACAUUUUCCGCUGUGGGCUCGCACAGCGGCAAUGCGCCACGCGUUGUAUCCAGGGAGCCCGUAGACCCGGCGAAGUCGCCGCUGCCAGCGCCUCGUCUACCUGCAUCAGUUGUCGGAGAAAGCUCGGCGGCGAAGAGCGACAGGGAAACGCGACGUGUUGCCAAGACUGGCCUCUCCGACGGCGAAAGCCAUCUGUGGAACUACAUAUGCUCGCGUGUGGACGUGAGCCUCCCGACGCCGGACGCGGAUGGAGCAAGGCCCCUCCUCCGGCAGCCCAAAGCGCGGGACCUGAACGUCACAAAAUCAUUUUUACCUGCCAACCUUGACCCGAAACAGGUCGCCGGCCUGAUCAUCCAGGUCGUUGGAGAGCAGAACCCCGUUCCUUGUUCCGCGUGCCGGCGCCAUGGCGAAUGUCCGUUUGACAGCUGCGUCAGUCUUUCUGCCGAGGUUGCCGAGGAAGUGUCUGGGCUGUUGGUCAGUUCUACACGGGCCUGUGCAAAUUGCCUUACGCGCAAGGUCUCGUCCGCUUGUAGCCUCAAGAGCAGGGGCUUGGCGCAGAGGAACCCGCCGAAGGGGGAUACUUACUUGGGCGAGGAACUUCUAGGGCACAGACGGCCUGCGAGGCUGUCCCGGACAAGCAGUCACGAUGAUGCGUAUGGAGGAGACGAGGUGCGUUUUGAGGAGGUCUUCGACAAGCUGUGGCAGAGACGCUUUGUCCCCCUCAGGCCAUCUAAACGCCUCCAUAACGGCCGCACGCCAAUGCCCCGAGAAAGUCGUGUCACCUCGGACAUUUGGAAUGGCACGCCGCCGACGGAGGCAGACCUGCGCGUGGAGGACUGGGAAAUGGAGGACGGCCGAAUCAACACAGCUGGCGAGUCACUAGCCUUCUCCUCCGCCUACCUUUCGGCCAACCAAACGGUCCAGAUCUCGACCGACGUCAGCCUCCAGACGGUGGCCAUCCCGUCCGGCUGCGUGCACCAGUUCGCCGCGGACGAGAACCGCAUUCGCAUCUGCACGCUCGCCGGCGGCAAGCUCCGCGUGCGAGUGGGCGGCGCGGCCGCGCCAGAGUUCGCCAUCGGCUCGCAGGGCAUCUUCAAGAUCCUGCCCGGCGUGGCGUGCUCCGUCACGAAUCGCUGCUAUGUCGAUGCUGUCCUGCAUGUCACCUCGCUGCCGCCUUAUUGAGCCAGGUUGUGGGCUGGCUGGCUGGCAAACAGUGGGGGUGGUCACUUUGGGCUUAUGGAAGCGUCUGUGUGAUGGAGGUGUGUAUUGAAGACAGCGGUGCAGAGUGGGUUUGCGUGUGUACUGUAUUUGGGUCUGGUGUACGGGAUUCAGAUUCCUCGGAUGGGCUGUACAAUACAAGAUGCCUACUAAUACGCAAUAAUACGCGGAGCUUGG
This is a messenger RNA of Thermothielavioides terrestris NRRL 8126, 2424 nucleotides long. RefSeq lists its product as uncharacterized. The record is from RefSeq and is a predicted model, not a curated record. Lineage: Eukaryota; Fungi; Ascomycota; Sordariomycetes; Sordariales; Chaetomiaceae. The transcript has 6 exons. Bases 166 to 2211 code for a protein of 681 amino acids.